UUAUUAUGUUGCCUAGAAAAUAUGCAUCGGGUAGUCAAAAAAGAAAUAAAAGAAAACGAAUUGAUGAGGUGAUUAAAACCCAAAAAGGAGCCAUUAAUAAGUUUCUUAUACCUAGUUCUAGUUCUUCGGUGAAAGAAGUUGAUUUGAUUGAAAAUGAAGAGGUUGAUGCUACUAUUGAAAAUGAAAAUGAAAAUGAGAAUGAGAAUGAGAAUGAGAAUGAGAAUGAGAAUGAGAAUGAGAAUGAGAUUGAGAUUGAGAUUGAGAUUGAGAAUGAGAAUGAGAAUGAGAAUGAGAAAUUGCAUAUAGAAAUUGAUGAUGUUGCUUUGAAUAUAUUUGAUCCAAGAACUUGGGAUAAUAUUGAUAAUAAAACUAGAGAUAUCUUGAUAGAGAAAGGUCCCCUAAGAGAGUACAAUCUCACAUUCCCCGUAGAUGAACUUGGUAGACAUUUUGCAUAUUCUCAUUACACUAGAAAAUUACCAAAUGGUGAGAAUCAAGAUAGAAAAUGGUUAGUGUAUUCAAAAGAUGUGAAUAAAGUAUAUUGCUUUUGUUGUAAAUUAUUUAAAUCAUGUCAAAGUAAAAGUUUGUUGGCAAAUGAAGGAUUGAACGAUUGGAAACAUAUACAUGAUAGACUCAAAACACAUGAGAAUGGUGUCGAGCAUAUUAAUAAUAUGAGAACUUGGAUUGAUUUGCAUAUUAGAUUGAAACGCAAUCAAACAAUUGAUAGAGAUUUACAAUUGCACAUUAAGAAAGAGAAAGAACAUUGGAAACAAGUUUUAGUUAGAAUUAUUGCUGUUGUGAAAUGUCUUGCUACACGUAAUUUGGCUUUUCGUGGGGAUAAUGAGAAAAUUUACCAAAAUAAUAAUGGUAAUUUUUUGGGUUUACUUGAACUAAUUGCAGAAUUUGAUUUGGUAAUGCAAGAGCACUUAAGACGUGUCCAAAAUAAAGAAAUUCACUAUCAUUACCUUAGUCAUAAGAUUCAAAAUGAGUUGAUUUCAACAUUAGCCUCUAAAGUUAAGAAUGAUAUAGUCAAAAAAAUCAAAGAGGCUAAGUAUUAUUCAGUGAUACUUGAUUGCACUUCAGAUAUAAGUCAUAAUGAACAAAUGACUUUAGUAAUUCGAUGUGUUGAUAUGACUAGUUCUAGCAUAAUGAUAAAGGAAUAUUUCAUUGAAUUUAUAAGUGUGGAUGAUACAUCGGGAUUAGCUCUUUUCAAUGAAAUACAAGCUGCUUUAGAAUCACUUGGGCUUGAUAUUGAUAAUGUGAGGGGACAAGGUUAUGACAAUGGUUCCAAUAUGAAAGGGAAACAUCAAGUUGUGCAACGUUUGUAUACUUUAUUUGCAAGUUCUACAAAAAGAUGGAAAAUUUUACAGGAUCACCUUAAUCAAUUUACUUUGAAGUCCUUAUCAACAACAAGAUGGGAAAGUCAUAUUAAUAGUGUUACUGCUAUAAUAACUCAACCUAAUGAGAUAAGAGAGGCUCUAUUUGAAUUAGCAAGAGUAAGUGAUGAUGCUAAAACUAGGAGUGAAGCCGAGUCUUUGGCGACUAAUGAACUUGAGAAUUUUGAGUUUUUGUUGGGUAUGACUAUAUGGCACAAUAUAUUGAACAAAACAAAUUUGAUUAGCAAAAAAUUACAAUCUAAAGAUAUGCAAAUUGAUGUUGCAAUAGUUAUUUUGAAAGGUUUGAUUUCUUAUUUUGAAAAAUAUAGAGAGGAUGGUUUUCAAUCGGCCUUGACAUUAGCUAAGGAGCUUGCAUCUAAGAUGGAAAUUGAUCCUAUUUUUCCACCAAAACGUAUGAUUCGUAGGAAGAAACAAUUUGAUGAAAGUUGCCAAGAAGAGAUUACAUUAUCUGAUGAGGAGUUUUUUAGGAUCAAUUAUUUUCUUGUUAUAGUGGAUAUUGCUAUUUUAUCUUUAAAGACUAGAUUUGAACAAUUGACAAUUUUUGAAGAUAUUUUUGGCUUUUUGUUUCCUCAUAAGAUGUUAUCUUUAUGGGAUAGUGAUAAAUUGCAUAAGUGUUGUGUUAAGCUUCAAGAUGCCCUGAAACAUAAUGAUAAAUUUGACAUUGAUGCUGAAGAUUUAUAUUCUGAAUUGCAAGUGCUACAAAUGUGUUUACCAUCUGAAACAAAAUCGCUUGGUGAGGUUCUUGAAUUUGUUAAAGUUUCAGAUUGCUUUCCAAACGUUUCUAUUGCAUAUAGAAUAUUAUUGACUAUACCAGUUACUGUAGCUUCAGCAGAAAGAAGUUUUUCAAAAUUAAAAUUGAUAAAAUCAUAAUUACGUUCUACUAUGUCUCAAGAAAGGUUGAAUGGAUUAGCGGUUUUAUGCAUUGAACAUGAGGUAUUAGAAAAGCUUGAUCUUGAAGAAAUUAUUGAUGAUUUUGCUUCUCAAAAUGCUAGAAGAUCUAAGUUAUUUUUGUAAUUAUUUCAUUAUUGUUUUCUUGUUUAUUGCACUUUAUAGUUAAUAUUAUAGG
Messenger RNA from Salvia miltiorrhiza (redroot sage), 2460 nucleotides. RefSeq lists its product as uncharacterized. Gene Ontology annotation, molecular function: protein dimerization activity. The record is from RefSeq and is a predicted model, not a curated record. The transcript has 2 exons. Bases 6 to 2264 code for a protein of 752 amino acids. NCBI's taxonomy places the organism in Eukaryota, Viridiplantae, Streptophyta, Magnoliopsida, Lamiales, Lamiaceae.